UUAAAUCUAAUAACAAAAGUGUAAAAAAAGACGUAAGAUAAAUGAAACACUUAAUUGCUAUAUGCAAUGUAUUAGCAUAUGAAGAGCGUAUAUUAUCAAAAUGCAAAGAAAUAAUCAUAAGAAGGGACAGCCCGGUCCAUCUACUUCUGAUGUCAAACUACCCAAAUUGCCAAGAAUUAAAAUGCCAGAAGAUUUUAAAAUAAGAACGCAGCCAUUGUUUUCUUUACCUGAGGAAGUCUUGAAAUUACCAGCGCCGAAAUUAAAAACGAGCAGGCAGCGUUGCAUGGGCCCCAGAAAAAGAUCUAGCGUAAUGCAAAGUUUCACUGCUAUGAGGAAAGCAAGAGAAGAUUUUAGAGCCAAGCUGAUGAAUUUGAUUUGUCAGUCGGAGCCCGGGGAGGACGGGGACUGUAUACCCACGGGAGAGGAGAAGAACCUACUGCGUUAUUACUACUACAUCAAAUACGGAAUUGACACCAUUCACGUAGCUCCUCUUGAUAAUAAGAUCAUUUUGAGGGUUCACAAGCUCAUACCAAUAAAGUUGAAGAAAUGGAAGAAAACUUUGUUGACGUGCACGGACGAAAUGCGAGAAGACUUUAUGAUGAGCAUGAAGAAGGCGAUUGUAGAUUUCGUUUUAAAAGACCCGAAUACGGAGGAAUCAUUACAAGAAGAUGACACGGAACUUAAACAGGAGUUAGCUAAGAAGGACGACGCCUGGCGAAACCGAUACGUUGUUGCCAAGAAAUACACCACCAGGAAUUUGCAUUGUGUCAACCCUUGUGUUGCCCAAAUAUUGCAGAUUUGGGGGAAACAGUUCAAUGAGCUCCGGCUGAUCAGCAUGCGGGACAUAAUGUCGUCGAGCGAGGCGUACGAGCUGCAGGACUUCUGCUUCAUCUGCAAGCGGCACGUGGAGGCCGCCGGCAACGUGCUCUCGCUGCAGUGGCUGCCCACCAUACAGGCCGUCUUCCUACAGGGUAGUAAGAAAAAGCAAAUACCGGAACCGAAACAGCCGGUGAAAAUGAAGAAGUUCUACAACUGUGUCGCCUGCAUCAUGACAUACAACUUGCAGACUCUGUGUCUCAAGUCCAUGAAAGAUUUCACAGAAUAUAUUCUAGAUGUUGGGGGUAUGAACCAGGGUUUCAUAAUAAACCUGACGUUCCAAAACGAGUGUGUGGAGUUCGAGCCGUCGUUCAAGCAGUUCGGCGAGCAGCUCGGGCUGCUGUACGAGCACAUCGCAGACGCCUGCCGCCAGACGCCGCGGCUGGAGACCACGCUGUACCAGGACUACAGCGAUAAUAAGGGCACUCUCAAGCCAAUAAUCGAUCAAGAGUUAGUGGAACACUACAAGACGACAGUUACUAACUUGAUAAACGAACAAAGGAUCGGCCCCGAGCUUAGAGUUCAGGACUUUGAUGAUUACGUGUGUCUCCUUAAUGGCGAGUCACUCGAGGACGUGGAAAAUUUCAUCAAUUCGGAUCCUGCGAAAACAUUCGAGGAAUACUGUGAGGAGGCCGUGAAGUAUGUAAAUAUGGCGAAAGAAAUUCCGUCGAAAUUGGAGAGCACGGUCGUUAUAGGCAUGUUCCGAAUGCAGCGAGCCGACCUCAUCAACGCCCUGCGCGGCGCCGCGUCGCGCCUCGCCAGCGCGCUGCUCCGCCGCAUGACGGAGGAUUAUCAGAAUAUGAUUAAGGCAAUAUUCGACGAGUACUCCUCCAUCGCGAACACUUUGCUGACGCCGCCGCCGGACACGGCCGCGCUGAUGGCACUGGUGGAGUACUGCGAUACGGUGGAGGGGACGCUGGCCGGAGCCAUGGAGGAGCGGCUCCGGGAGGUGAUGCGGUACAUCGUCUUCCUCGCCGACCACACCACCUUCACGCCGCUGGAGAUGAAGGCCAACAACCAGACCUUCCACUGGUACGCUCGUCUACCCGGCGUCAUCGAGGAGUGUAAGGUCAUUUGCGAUCAGAAGAAGGUCGAAUACCAGGAGUUGCUCAAGGUCCGCAUCGCGAAGUUCAUAGAGGAGCUGUCGACGUACGAGACGCAGUGUAACGAGCUGCAGUACUGGGGCGACAUCGCCGAGCUGCCCAAAUACGUCGUCCGCGCACGGAGACUCGACGAAAAGUUGUCGAAUGCGCUUCAACGGAUCGAUCAGUUUAACGAGGAGGAGACCGCCUUCGGAUGGGAACUGUCGCAGUACCCCAAACGUAAGGCGAUAUUCGACAAACUCGCGCCGUACAAGAAGCUGUAUGACGCCGGCUACGACUUCCUAGAGAAAUAUAACAAUUGGAUGAAGGCGAAGGUGGGCAGUUUUGACCCCGAGGAUAUCGAGGGUGACGUCACCUACUACUACAAAAUUGUAUACAAACUGGAAAAGGCUUUUCAAGAUAUUCCUGACACACACACACUGGCUAGCUCUGUAAGGGAGAAGAUGGACGAAUUCAAGACGCACAUGCCCAUAAUACAGACGCUGGGCAACCCGGGCAUGAAGCCGCGCCACUGGGAGAAGGUGUCGGAGAUCGUCGGGUUCCCGAUAGUCGUGGACGACGAGCUCUCGCUGGAGAAGGUCAUCGACUUCAACCUCGUCGACUACAUCGACAAGUUCGAGGGCAUCUCCGAGGCCGCCACCAAGGAGAACAACCUCGAGAAAGCGCUCGACAGGAUGAUGAAGGAAUGGGCUGAUUUGGUGUUUGAGAUUUUGCCGUACAAGGAUACGGGGACGUAUAUUUUGUCAAGCAUCGACGACAUACAACUUCUGCUGGAUGACCACAUCGUCAAGACUCAGACUAUGAAAAAUUCGCCCUAUAUCAAGCCGUUCCAGGAAACUAUUAUCGAGUGGGAAGGCAAGCUGGUGCUGCUGCAGGAAAUCCUGGAUGAGUGGCUGAAGGUGCAGGCGACGUGGAUGUACCUCGAGCCCAUCUUCUCGUCGCCCGACAUCCAGCAGCAGAUACCUGAGGAGGGCCGACGGUUCAGCGCCGUCGAUAAGAUGUGGCGAGAAAUAAUGAAGGCGGCGUACGCCGAGCCGCGCGUGCUCGACGUGAUCACGAUAGAGAAGAUGCUGGACCGCCUCAAGAAGUCCAACAACCUGCUGGAGAUGGUUCAGCGCGGCCUCAACGCGUAUCUUGAGAAGAAGAGGCUCUUCUUCCCGCGUUUCUUCUUCCUGUCCAAUGAUGAACUGCUGGAGAUUCUAUCGGAGACCAAAGACCCUACACGUGUCCAGCCUCAUCUCAAGAAGUGUUUCGAGGGCAUCGCGCGGCUGACGUUCACGGAGGACAUGGCCAUCACGCACAUGAAGUCCUCCGAGGGCGAGGUGGUGCAGCUCACCACGGUCAUCAACACCGUCGCCGCUAGGGGACAGGUAGAGAAAUGGCUGCUAGAGUUGGAGACGGCGAUGAAGGCGUCGGUGCACCACGUGGUGGCGCUCGCGUACAACGACUACGUCAACAGCGACAGGGAAAAGUGGGUGCUCGUUUGGCCUGGACAAACGGUGCAAUGUAUAGCUAUGACGUACUGGACGUCGGAGGUGACGGAGUCCAUCCACGCCGGCAUCCCGGCCAUGCGGUCGUACUGGGAGAAGUGCAACCACCAGAUCUCAAGGAUUGUCGACCUCGUCCGCGGCGAGCUCAGUCUGCAGAACCGCAUUACACUUGGCGCUCUGGUGGUGCUGGACGUGCACGCGCGCGACGUAUUACUAGAGCUGAUCGACCUCAACAUACGAGUCGACAACGACUUCAACUGGCUCUCGCAGAUCAGAUACUACUGGGAGGAGCAAGAAGAGGAACAUACACACAAGAUCGUGACGCGGAUGAUCAACUCGCAGCUGCUGUACGGGUACGAGUACCUCGGCAACACUGGCCGCCUCGUCGUCACGCCGCUCACUGACCGCUGCUUCAGGACACUGUUCGGUGCUCUACAUCUAAACCUGGGCGGCGCUCCCGAGGGUCCUGCUGGGACGGGCAAGACGGAGACCACGAAGGACCUGGCCAAGGCCGUGGCGAAGCAGUGCGUCGUGUUCAACUGCUCCGACGGCCUCGACUACAUCGCACUCGGGAAAUUCUUUAAAGGUUUAGCAUCAUGCGGCGCGUGGUCGUGCUUCGACGAGUUCAACCGCAUCGAGCUGGAGGUGUUGUCGGUGGUGGCGCAGCAGAUCCUGUCCAUCCAGCGCGGCAUCAACUCGGGUGCUGCCGAGUUGCUGUUCGAGGGCACACUGGUCCGCCUCGACCCCACCUGCGCCGUCUUCAUCACCAUGAACCCCGGGUACGCGGGACGCUCCGAGCUGCCUGAUAAUUUGAAGGCACUGUUCCGCUCCGUGGCAAUGAUGGUGCCGGACUACGUGCUGAUCUCCGAGAUCGAGCUGUACGCGGCGGGCUACCUCGACGCCAAGCCGCUCGCCGUCAAGAUCGUCGCCACCUACAGACUGUGCUCCGAGCAGCUCUCCUCGCAGAGUCAUUAUGAUUAUGGCAUGCGUGCGGUGAAGUCUGUGCUGCGCGCGGCGGCGGCGCUGAAGCUGCGGUACCCGGCGGAGCACGAGGACGUCAUCCUGUUGCGCUCCAUCAAGGACGUCAACCUCCCCAAGUUCCUCGAGCAUGACGUACCCUUGUUCAUGGGUAUCAUCGGUGAUCUGUUCCCCGGUCUACCGCUGCCCGAAGCCGGUCUGCCUCAUCUGGUGGACUGUCUGAAGGAAUGCUGCGUUACACUUAACUUACAGGCUAACGACUUCUUUAUUGAGAAGGUUUUACAACUAUACGAGAUGAUCCUCGUUCGGCACGGGCUGAUGAUAGUGGGACUACCUUUUUCCGGCAAGACCAAAUGCUAUCAGGCGCUUGGACAUGCGCUGGGAUUGGUAUCUGAAAAGAAACUGAUGGCGGAGAACCCGGUGGAGUGGAUCGUGAUCAACCCUAAGUCGAUCACGAUGGGCCAGCUGUACGGGCAGUUCGACGCCGUCUCGCACGAGUGGUCCGACGGCAUCCUCGCCGUCUCCUACAGAUACUUUGCCGUGUCUACCAAUGACAACAGAAAAUGGCUGGUAUUCGACGGGCCGGUGGACGCGGUGUGGAUCGAGAACCUGAAUACAGUGCUGGACGACAACAAGAAGCUGUGUCUCAUGAGCGGCGAGAUCAUCCAGCUGGCGCCCACCACCAAUCUCAUAUUCGAGCCCAUGGACCUCGAAGCCGCUUCACCCGCCACGGUGUCUCGAUGCGGCAUGAUAUAUAUGGAGCCGAAGGGUCUGGGCUGGAAGGUGGUGCUGGAGUCGUGGCUCAACACGCUGCCGGACAAGCUGCACGGCUUCAACAGGAACAUCAUCCGCUCGCUCUUCCACAGGUUCAUGUCGCCGCUGCUGUGGCUCGUCGAACUUUCUGGACUUGUCAAACAAAUGUAUAUUACGUCUCGGAGCAACCUGGUGGUGGCAUGUAUGACGCUGUUCGACACCUUCAUGGACGACUUCCGCGAUGAAAAGAUCGUGGAGCAGCUGUCAGACCUCGACAUCAGAGCACAGCUCGAGGGCGCGUUUUUCUUCUCGUGCAUCUGGUCUAUCGGCGCGACGCUGGACGGCCCCAGUCGGCCCAAGUUCGACCUGCUGUUCCGUGCUCUUUUAGAAAAAGAGUUUCCACAAAAGAUAAAAGAGGAGCUCGGGUACGGCAAGGAGAUUCCGAAACCGGAGAAGCAAUACAUAUUCAUGCUACCAAAGGACGGUCUUGUUUACGACUAUCGUUUUAUCAAAGAGGGCAAAGGCAAGUGGAAGCCGUGGCAGGAUGACGUGGCGUCCGCGGCGCCCAUCAGCCGCGACACGCCGCCCAACCAGAUCCUGGUGAGCACGGUGGACGUGGUGCGCUACCUCGCGCUGUUCCGCCUGCUCGUCACACACCAGAAGCCCGUCAUGAUGGUCGGCCCCACCGGUACCGGGAAAUCCUCCUAUAUCAUUGAUUACUUAGUGCGGAGGGUGGACACAAAAGUCUAUAAAGCGUUGUUAAUGGCCUUCUCCGCGCAAACGAAUUGCAACCAGACGCAAGAUAUAAUUAUGGGAAAAUUAGAUAAGAGAAGAAAAGGUGUGUACGGUCCGCCUAUCGGGUGCCGCUGCGUGGUGUUCGUGGACGACGUGAGCAUGCCGCAGCCGGAGACUUACGGCGCGCAGCCCCCGGUCGAGGUGCUGCGGCAGGCCAUCGACCUCAAGCUGUGGUACGACCGCAAGACCAACGCUGCACUGCACCUGCUGGAUGUUCAGUUCAUGUGCGCGAUGGCUAAGCCCACGCCCGGUGCGAAGUUGGUGACGCCACGUUUUUCCAGACACUUCUCGUUCUUCUGUAUUGACGAGUUUGAUGAUGAAACAUUGCGAGUCAUUUUCGGCAAGAUUAUGUUAUGGCACUUGGAUACAAGAGGGUUUUCAAAGGACUUUGAUCCGUGCAUUGAAGAAAUCGUAGACGCGACUCUAGAGGUAUAUAAGCAGUGUCGUCUCAACCUACUGCCCACGCCGUCGAAGUCUCAUUAUACCUUCAACUUGAGAGACUUCUCAAGAGUUAUCUUGGGCGUGCUUCUCUCCGUGCCCGAGGUGACUCCCGACCUGCAGUCCAUGAAGCGUCUGUGGGUGCACGAGUGCCUGCGCGUUUUCUCCGACCGCCUGGUGGAAGACGCCGACAGACAGUGGCUGGUCUCCUGUCUCCGGAGCGCCACCGCGCAGCACCUCAAUGAUGACUUCGACACCAUGCUCGCGAGGCUUGCUGACAACGAGGGUGAACCGAUAACGGACCUCCACCUCCGCAAGCUGAUAUACUGCGACUUCGCGAACCCCAAGGUGGACACGCGCUUCUACAUGGAGACGGUCAACAUGGACCACCUCAACUCCACCGUCGACGCCUUCCUCGUAGAGUACAACAACAUGUCCAAGAAGCCCAUGAACCUCGUUCUUUUCAGAUUCGCGGUGGAGCACGUAUCCCGCAUCUGCCGCGUGCUGGCGCAGCCGCGCUCGCACGCGCUCCUGGUGGGGCUGGGCGGCUCCGGCCGGCAGUCACUCACUCGCCUCGCCGCUCACAUCAACGAGUACGACCUCUUCCAGGUCGAAAUGAGUAGAACUUAUGGGAAAACGGAGUGGCGGGAGGACUUGAAAACGUUAUUGAAAAAGUCGAGUACGCCGGAUCUACACAUGGUGUUCCUGUUCAUAGAGUCGCAGAUCAAAGAGGAGGGUUUCCUGGAAGAUGUGAACAACAUGCUUAACUCGGGGGAGGUGCCCAAUAUAUUUAAUGCUGAUGAAAAAUCGGAGUUAUGCGAGAAGAUGCGUGUUAUAGACCGUCAGCGCGACAAGUCGCUACAGACGGACGGCAGCGCGCCAGCGCUGUACGCGUACUUCGUGUCGGUGGUGCGCGACCAGCUGCACGUGGUGCUGGCGAUGUCGCCCGCCGGCACGGCACUGCGCACGCGCAUACGGCGGUUCCCCUCGCUCGUCAACUGCUGCACUAUAGAUUGGUUCCAGGAAUGGCCGGCCGACGCGCUCCUGGCCGUGGCCACCAGGUUUCUAAAGGACGUGCAGCUGACUGAGCUGGAGCGGGAGACGUCCAUCAAGCUGUGCCAGAUGUUCCACACCGACACCAGGGACCUCACCGACCAGUUCCUGCUGCGACUCAAGAGAUACAACUACGUCACACCCACAGCGUAUCUCGAGCUUAUUAACACGUUUAAAACGUUGCUCGCUUCGAAGCGAACGGAACUUCUAUCGGGUGAGAAGCGGUAUCUAACUGGCUUGGAACAACUCGCCGUGGCUGCUAAAUCGGUGGCGGCGUUGCAAGAGGCAUUGGAGGUGUUACAACCAAAACUAGCUUCAGCGGCAGCAGCCGUGGCCGAAACUACCUCUAUAGUAGAGAAAGAAAAGGAAUCAGUUGCUUUGGUAGAAGCCGAAGUGCUUGUCGACCAAGCUGCAGCUGAAAAACAGGCGAAAGAAGCCCAAGAAAUAAAAGACGAAUGUGACGCGGACUUAGCUGAGGCGAUGCCAAUUCUCAACGCAGCUCUAGCUGCCCUGGACACGCUCACUCCCCAGGACAUCACAUUCAUCAAGACCAUGAAGAGUCCACCGAAAGGCAUCCGCCUGGUCAUGGAGGCCAUAUGCAUAUUGAGGUGGGAUGACCCGGAGGUAAAACCAGACAAAGUUCCGAACCCGUCUGGUGUGGGUACUAUAGAAGACUAUUGGGGUCCAUCCAAGAAGCUGCUCAACGACAUCAAAUUCUUGGAAACCCUCCAGAACUACGAUAAGGACAACAUCCCGCCGGCCGUAAUGAAGAAACUCAUGGCGACAGUGAUGCAGGACGAUGGCUUCGUGCCAGAAAAAAUUAAAACCGUGUCCGUCGCGGCCGAGGGCAUGUGCAAAUGGGUGAUUGCAAUGACCAAAUACGACAAAGUGGCGAAGAUAGUAGCCCCAAAGAAACAGCGGCUGGCCGAAGCUCAAGCUGUGUAUGACAAAGCGAUGGCGGCCCUGGCUGUCAAACAAGCGCAGCUCAAGGAAGUUCAGGAGAAACUAGCUAACCUAGAAAACGUGCUAACUGAGCAGAGUAAGCAACAGAAAAUGUUGGACGAGGAAGUGUUGGACUGCAGCAACAAACUGAAGAGGGCUGAAAUGCUCAUAUCGGGUCUCGGAGGGGAGAGGAUUAGAUGGACAGAAAUUGCUAAGACAAUGCGUGAUACUUAUAACUCUCUGACAGGGGACAUUCUUAUUGCGUCUGGUAUUAUUGCAUACUUGGGACCAUUUACGGCAUCAUUUAGGAAUGAACAGAUAAAGAAAUGGGCUGAAGCGUGUCACGAGUGCGGUAUCGUGUGCACGCUCAACUUCAGCCUGAUCAAGUCGUUAGGGGAGCCGGUCACGAUACAGCAGUGGAACAUCGACGGCCUACCCGCAGACGAUUUCAGUGUCGAGAGCGCUAUUAUUAUAAAGAGUGCUCGUCGGUGGCCCCUGAUGAUUGAUCCGCAGGGUCAGGCCAAUCGUUGGAUCAAAAAUAUGGAAAAGCCGAAUAAUCUCAGCGUGGUUCGAAUGACUCAGGCUGAUUUGAGUCGAGUCAUGGAAAAUGCGGUGCAGUUCGGACAACCGGUGCUUCUAGAAAAUGUAUUGGAAGAUCUCGACCCAAUGCUCGAACCAUUACUUCAGCAACAGACAUUCCGUCAAGGAGGAGCAUUGUGUAUAAAAAUUGGGGAUACCAUCGUGGAAUACAGUAAAAGUUUCAGGUUGUAUAUAAGCACAAAGCUAGCGAAUCCCCAUUACCUACCAGAAGUGAGCGUACGAGUGACGUUGGUAAACUUCAUGCUCGCUGUCGACGGUCUUCAAGCGCAACUGCUAGCGCGCACGGUGGCGAGGGAAAGACCUGACUUACAGCAAGCUAAGUCAGACUUGACCACUCAAGGCGCUGAGCAUCGCCGCCAAUUGCAAGAGAUCGAAAAGAAGAUACUAAAUGUUCUUUCCACGUCGGAACACUUGCUGGAAGACGAAGAAGCUGUUCAGGUUUUAAACUCAGCUAAAGAUACGUCAAAUGAAAUCAAAGAAAAACAGGAGGUAGCUGCGGUCACAGAAAAAGCUAUCGAUGAGGCUCGAAACAACUACGUGCCUAUUGCUGUCCAUUGUACGAAUUUGUUCUUCUUGAUUGCUUCGUUAGCAAGCAUCGACCCGAUGUACCAAUACUCACUGGGCUGGUUCGAGGGUCUGUUCACGUCGUCCAUCGACAACACCGACAGAGUGGACGAUAUCCCGCAGCGCCUCAACAUACUACGCACGCACUUCACUUACUCGCUCUACAAUAAUAUCUGUAGAAGUCUCUUUGAGAAGGAUAAGUUAGUAUUCUCCCUCUUGCUGACGAUGACGAUAGAGACUGCGGAGGGCCGUCUGUCGCCGGCGCACGUGCUGUUCUUACUGGCGGGUGCGCAACCACGACAUGUGCCCGAUAACCCCUCCUCCUUCCUAGGACCUCAGGCAUGGAAGGACUUUAUUGGGCUCAACGAAUUGGAAAAAUUCCGUGGCAUACUUGACCACUUCAAGUCUAAUAUGAAAAAGUGGGAAGCGUUCUGUAACGCCGUCGAUCCUCAAAACCAGCCGCUGCCAGCGCCCUGGGACACUCAGUUAGACUCGUUCGAGAAAUUGAUGGUGCUUCGAUGUAUGCGCUUGGAUAUGAUGGUGCCUGGUGUCCUAAAAUACGUGGAAAGUCACUUGGGUCGCGAGUUAGUGGAGCCACCUCUGUUUGACCUUGAGUCUUCUUACUCAGACUCGCACUGCUGUAUUCCACUUCUAUUCGUAUUAACCCCUGGAUCGGAUCCAAUGGGUACUCUGUUGAAGUUUGCUGAUGACCAGGGUUUCGGCUCCUCUCGCCUAUACUCGUUGUCUCUGGGCCAAGGCCAAGGGCCUAUCGCGGUGAAGCUGAUUGACGAGGGUGUGAGAAGCGGCACGUGGGUUGUGCUGCAGAACUGUCAUCUCGCUAAAAGUUGGAUGCCGAUGUUGGAGAAGAUUUGCGAAGGAUUAUCUCCGGACACGACGCAUCCCGAUUUUCGAUUAUGGCUUACAUCGUACCCGGCCGAUCACUUCCCCGUCUACGUGCUGCAGAAUGGAAUCAAAAUGACCAACGAGCCGCCGCAAGGACUGCGAGCGAACAUAGCGCGGUCAUACAACAGCGACCCCAUCAACGACCCCGAGUGGUUCGAGGGCAACAAGCAGCCGGAGCUCUUCAAGAAGCUGCUGUUCGCGCUGUGCUUCUUUCACGCCGUGGUGCAGGAGCGCCGCCAGUUCGGCCCGCUCGGCUGGAACAUCCGAUACGAGUUCAAUGAGACCGAUCUGAGGAUCAGUGUUACUCAGCUCUACAUGUUUUUGAACGAGUAUGAGGACGUGCAAUUCGUGGCUCUGCGCUACCUGACGGGCGAGUGCAACUACGGCGGGCGCGUCACGGACGACUGGGACCGCCGCUGCCUCAACACCAUCCUCGACAACUUCUACAACCCCAGUGUCAUCACCGAGGACAACCACAAGCUCGAUCCAAGCGGCGUGUACUACAUCCCUCACGUGCGCGAGCACUCGGAGUUCGUGUCAUACGCGCGGUCGCUGCCGACGGCGACGCCGCCGCAGGUGUUCGGCUUCCACCCCAACGCCGACAUCACCAAGCACUUCCGCGAGACCGCCGACCUGCUAGAUACAGCGCUGCUCACGCAGGAUCGCACGGACCUCUAUCAACAAUACCUCGACACGAUGGCGGCUGGCGAGUCCAAGGUAUCCCCGGAGGAGCAGGCGAUGGUGAUAGCGGAGGAGGUGCUGGCGCGGCUGCCGGAGCAGGUGGUGUGGGGACCGUCGCACGAGGGCGCCGUGCGGCCCGCCGACAUGACGCCCAUGUCCAUCGUCGUGGUGCAGGAGGCCGCCCGGUACGAGCGCCUCGUCCGCGUCAUCAGAUCCAGCGCGAGAGCCGUCAUUGGCGCUGUUCAAGGUGUAAGCGUGUUGACGGAUAUAACGGAGGAGGUGUUGACCAGCAUGGUGCGCGGGCGCGUACCCUCGCUCUGGGCCGACAAGAGCUACCCCUCGCUCAAGCCGCUGGCAUCCUACUUCGACGAUCUGCUGGAGAGACUGAAUUUCCUCCAGAAGUGGCACUCACUGGGUCCGCCGCCUGUGUUCUGGCUGUCGGGCUUCUACUUCCCCCAGGCCUUCCUCACCGCCGCGCAGCAGAGCUACGCCCGCAAGUACAAGAUACCCAUCGACCAGCUUGCCUUCCAUUUUGAGGUGCAACGACAAACCAACAUCACAACGCCGCCGGAGGAGGGCGUGUUCAUCAACGGGCUGUUCAUGGAGGGCGCGCGCUGGAACAUGAAGAAGUUCAUCGUCGACGAGUCCAUCCCCAAAGUGCUGUACGACGAGUUCCCUGUGAUGUGGCUGCUGCCGAAGAAACGCGAGGAGGUGGGCGGUGGGCAGGUAUAUCCGUGCCCGCUGUACAAGACGGCGUCGCGGCGCGGCGUGCUGUCCACCACGGGCCACUCCACCAACUACGUGCUGACCGCGCUGCUGCCCACCGCCGCGCCGCACACGCACUGGGUGCUGCGCGGCGUGGCGCUCCUCACGCAGCUGCCUUAUUGAUCUCAGAAUUUAA
This is a messenger RNA of Aricia agestis (brown argus), 12077 nucleotides long. It is a transcript of the gene Dhc36C, whose product is annotated as dynein axonemal heavy chain 7. The transcript has 76 exons. The record is from RefSeq and is a predicted model, not a curated record. Lineage: Eukaryota; Metazoa; Arthropoda; Insecta; Lepidoptera; Lycaenidae. Gene Ontology annotation, biological process: microtubule-based movement. The coding region runs from base 101 to 12064 and encodes 3987 amino acids. Gene Ontology annotation, molecular function: ATP binding; dynein intermediate chain binding; minus-end-directed microtubule motor activity. Gene Ontology annotation, cellular component: dynein complex.